Molecule: messenger RNA, 844 nt
Organism: Temnothorax curvispinosus
Lineage: Eukaryota; Metazoa; Arthropoda; Insecta; Hymenoptera; Formicidae
Product: intraflagellar transport protein 80 homolog
Exons: 6
Biological process (GO): cilium assembly
Cellular component (GO): centrosome; intraciliary transport particle B; cilium
Molecular function (GO): protein binding
Source: RefSeq, a predicted model, not a curated record
GGAAGAUCAUUUAUUAAUAUGCUGGCAUUUAGAAGGUGGUAUUGCACAUUCCACUGUUGUAACAGAAUUUCCAAAUGAUUUUUAUUCUACCGAUAUGCAAUGGCACCCUCGUCCCAAUCAUACUGCUUCUGCUGCCAAGACAUCUUCUUUAGAUGUGUUAUUAAUUACUACAGCUGAUGGAAAAUACCAUUUGGUUAAUAAAAAUGGUCGUAUUGAAAAGAGUAUCGAUGCCCACAAAGGUGCGACCACAGUAGGUAGAUGGAGUUUUGAUGGUUCUGCAUUAUUGACAGCUGGUGAGGAUGGGUUAAUCAAGAUCUGGUCUCGCAGUGGUAUGCUUCGAUCUACAUUAGUAAAAGCAAGCCUUCCUAUAUUAACAUCAAGCUGGAGUCCUGACUGUUCAAUGAUAUUAUAUUCCCAGGGUGGAAAUUUACUCCUUCAGUCAUUUAAUUCUAACUCCAAACCAUACAAGUGGCAUGCACAUGAUAAUCUCACUCUGGUUGCUUGCUGGAAUCCAACAAAUGGAUUUAUAGUUUCUGGUGGCGAAGACUGUAAGUAUAAGUCGGAUGGGCUCUCCUCUGUCACCAAUGGCGGCGGAUAUGGUCAUGUGCGACCUCGAGCAGAUUGCAAUCCUACAACUCAAUUAUGUUUCACAGUUUUAUUGUCGGACUUAAAAUCGGCCCCCUCCCCUGCGACCAAAAACACGGACAGCGAAAGCGACGCCGAAACCGACGCCGGCGAAAACAACGCCGACCCUGGCGACAACGAAGAGGACGAUGACUCCGAAACCGAGAGUAACGCCGAUAACAACACGGAUCCGGAGGACGAGGACGAAACAGGGGUAUAA